Messenger RNA from Uranotaenia lowii, 1997 nucleotides. RefSeq names its product transmembrane protease serine 9-like. Gene Ontology annotation, molecular function: serine-type endopeptidase activity. Lineage: Eukaryota; Metazoa; Arthropoda; Insecta; Diptera; Culicidae. Gene Ontology annotation, biological process: proteolysis. The record is from RefSeq and is a predicted model, not a curated record. Bases 24 to 1982 code for a protein of 652 amino acids. The transcript is spliced from 3 exons.
UUUUGCAUCGCAUCGCAGUAGCCAUGAAGACGUUAGUUUUGUUAUUCGCCGUGCUGGCCGUAGCUAGUAGCGCCACCUACUAUGAUUGGUCCCAGUACAAACGCAUCGAGGAGCUCGACUCUUUCUGGGAACAGCUGGCUCCGGAAUUGCAAGCCCUGCGUCCCACUUCAUCUGCCGGAAGUCGCAUUGUCGGUGGACAGGAAGCCUCGCCCAAUCAGUUCCCCUAUCAGGUGGCCGUGCUGAGCAUAUUCGGAGAAGCUGGUGGUAUUUGCGGUGGAACUGUUCUAACUAAUAACUUCAUCCUGAGCGCAGCUCAUUGUCUGCGAAGUGGUACAACUGAUGCAACUGAAGGUCAAGUUAUUCUAGGAGCUCAUAACCGUGUUAUAAACGAACCCACUCAACAACGGAUCGAUUUCGGUAGUUUCACGAUUCAUGAGAGCUAUAUUGCCACAUUCUUGCGUAACGAUAUUGCCACCAUUCGAUUGGCAACACCGGCCACAUUCACGCCUCAAGUACAGCCGAUCAACCUACCAGCUCUUUCGGAACAAAGCCGCACUUUUGCUGGAAUGGUCGGUUGGGCUUCCGGAUUCGGACGAACCUCGGAUGAUAACCAGUUCGCUUCCAAUGUUGUUUACUACACGACCAACCCAAUCAUGACCAAUGCUGAUUGUGUGGCCAUCUGGGGAUCCAGCCUGUUGAUUGGGGCCCAAAACAUUUGUCUAUCGGCGGAAGGAGGCCGCUCUGUUUGCAACGGAGACUCCGGUGGUCCAUUGGCCGUUCGCGAAGCCAUCGGAAGCGUCCAGGUUGGAAUUGCCUCGUUCGUACACGCUAACGGCUGCGCCUCCGGACAUCCUUCCGGUUUCGUGCGAGUUACACAUUUCCUCAACUGGAUCGCCACCAACUCGGAUGUUGUUUUGCGGCAACGACAAGUUCUGCAGAAGAAUAGAUAUCACCUGCUGCUAGUAAAGACGAUAAAAACGAUUGCCCCGAUUGAAUGUGGUCAGUAUUUUCUUCAUUUUAUAGUCGGACGAAGCAAUCGCGGUGAAUUGAAAAGGGCAAUCGCAGCAACCAUGUUCUUUAGAGGUUUACUUCUGGGGGUCAUUGUCGUCACCAUGGUAUCGAAGGGCUCAAUCGUGUUUGCUAAACCGCCUGCUAGAUCGUUGAAAUCCUCCACGUAUUUUAUUAAGAAAUUGCCUUUCGAUCUGAGAAUGCAAAGUGCAGUUGUUCCAGCGAUAGCGGGUGGUGUCGUGGCAAAUGGGAAGCAAUUUCCGUUUCAGGUGGCCAUUUUAGUGAAUUUUCCUGAUGGGUCAGGGACGCUUUGUGGUGGGGUGCUAAUUUCAGAAGAGUAUCUGCUAAGUGCUUCGCACUGUUUGGGUGGUGCAAUCGACGGAACCGUUAUCGUCGGAACAAAUACCAUAAGUUUUCCCGGAGAUCCAGCUGGCAUUGAAAUACCGGUUACGUUUCAUGAUAUGUUGGUGCAUCCCAAAUAUAACCCAGUUGAUGUUACAAAUGAUAUUGCCAUUUUGAGACUUCCGAUUGUUCUCAAGCUAAGCGACAGAGUAAAACCGAUAAGGUUGCCUUCUAAGUCGGAAGCUCAGAUGGAUCUUGUUGGUGUGGAAGCAACUGUUUCCGGAUGGGGAGCUUUGGGUAGUGAAGAGUAUGAAGAAAUCUCUGAGGAUAUCAAGCUGCAGCUACGUUUCGUGAGUAAUCCAGUCAUAUCGAACGAGGCCUGUGAGAAGGUUUUUCCAAAUAUGAUUCAUGGUUUUCACGUGUGUGUUUCUGGAGAGCACGGCCGGAAUGCGUGUCAGGGAGACUCCGGUGGACCACUAACUGCUGUCAUCAAUGGUCAAACAACUCUGAUUGGAGUCGUUUCUUAUGGGUCCAUUGACGGUUGCGAGAAUGGUUUCCCUGCAGUUUAUUCCCGAGUCGGUGCUUAUCUGGACUGGAUAUCAUAUCAUACAAAUGUUCCGAUUGGAGCCUAAAUUGUAGUAAGGCAC